AUGAAUGAAAGUGAGCAGGCUAUUGUUCAAAAUUACAACGUGGGAAAACUGAUCUCAGCGUUGCUGAUAAUCAUCAUUGCCCUGGUUGGACUGGCAGGAAACGCGGUGGUGCUGUGGCUCCUGGGCUUCCGCAUGCGGAGGAACGCCUUCUCUGUCUACAUCCUCAACCUGGCAGGAGCCGACUUCCUCUUCCUCUGCUGCCAGAUUUUACGUUCCCUGGACAUACUCAUCAAAUACUUCCAUCCUGUCUCCAUUUCCAUUCGCAGGCUUUCCAUCCCAGUGUUCAUCGUUGCCUACAUCACAGGCCUGAGCUUUCUCAGCACCAUUAGCACCGAGCGCUGCCUGUCUGUUCUGUGGCCCAUCUGGUACCGCUGCCACCAUCCCAGACACAUGUCGGCUGCCAUGUGUGCCCUGCUCUGGGCCCUGUCCCUGCUGCUGAGCAUCCUGGGAAGGACCUACUGUGGCUUCCUGUUUAGCAAUUUAUAUCAGGACCAGUGUCCAGUGUUUAGUUUCAUCACUGCUGGGUGGCUGGUUUUCAUAUUUGUACUUCUCUCAGGGUCCAGCUUGGCCCUGGUGAGCAGACUGCUGUGUGGCUCUCAGCGGGUGCAGCUGACCAGGCUGUAUGUGACCAUCCUGCUCACAGUGCUGGUCUUCCUCCUCUGCGGCAUGCUUUUAGGCAUCCUCGGAUUCCUCAGAUACUGGUUUGACAUUCGUUUAGAUGAGUCCUCCUUUCAUAUUUACCAGGUUUCACAUGUCUUGUCCUGUGUCAACAGCUGUGCCAACCCUUUUAUUUAUUUCUUCGUUGGCUCUGUCAGGCAGCAAUGGAGGAAGCAAAGGCAGACCCUGAAGCUGGUUCUCCAGAGAGCUCUGCAGGACCUUUCUCAGGGGGAUGAACAUGGAGGAAGCCUUCCUCAGGAAGCCCUGGAGAUGCCCGAAGCAGUCUGGCGUCCUGAUUCAGAGUCUUGCUUUAUUCAGACACAUGGGGUUUAG
Molecule: messenger RNA, 990 nt
Organism: Hipposideros armiger (great roundleaf bat)
Lineage: Eukaryota; Metazoa; Chordata; Mammalia; Chiroptera; Hipposideridae
Product: mas-related G-protein coupled receptor member X2-like
Exons: 1
Coding region: 1-990 (329 amino acids)
Biological process (GO): G protein-coupled receptor signaling pathway
Cellular component (GO): plasma membrane
Molecular function (GO): G protein-coupled receptor activity
Source: RefSeq, a predicted model, not a curated record